AAGAUAAGGAGACCUUUUACAGAUAGCAUCGGUAUGUCACAGCGCUGACUAGUUUUAUUGCAAAUAAGACUGUCACCUUGAUUUUUUUUUCCCCCAAUGAGUUUCACUGAGACUUUGGAAAACAUCACUGGUGCUUUGCUUUUUAAAUCCUCCUUAUUCACAACAUUGUGAUUGGAGGAAAAUCUGUAGAAAGACGAGGAAAAAGAGUCUCCGGAGGUUUAACCCUCCUCCUUCCCCCUCCGCCGGGCCAGGGGGUUUUCUUGGAUUUUUCUGCAUUUCGUUCGGUUUGCGGGUUUCGCCUGCACUUGGCAUCCAGAGAAUUUGCUGCAUGCCUUCCAAGCAAACAAUUGGCCACUAGGUUCCUACUCAGUGUCUGCAAAGUUCCCCGAGCUUGCAAAGCUGGCGCAGAAGAGAAGGGGGUCCCAGCAACAGCAGGGUCUCUGCCUCCAGGCUCCAGUGGCGGCUCUGUUCCGCUCAGCCCUUGCAGGCGGUCUCAUUAAAAGGGCAGGCGGUGAAUUCCCUCGCCGGGAAGCCCGCUGAGUGGGGGGUCCUUCCCAACCGGUCUCAGGCGGCUGCUGGGCUAGCACGAGAAGCAGCAGCGGAAAGGGGGAGCGGGCUGGGCGCUGCAGGAGAGGCGAGCCCCGCUUUGCUCCGCGUUCUCUGCCUUCCCGGAGCUGCUGAUGGAGAAUCUGCGCGGGACCCGGCUGCUGCAGCUGCUCCUACCCCUCAGCUUGGUCCCUUUGCUGGCGGGGCAAGAAAAUUCAGUGGAAAAAUGCUGCAAGAGUGGUAAUGAAUGGGCAAGUCAAAAAAGACAUUGCAAUUCUCUGCCAUUUAUUUCUGAAUCCAAAGAAUGCAGCAUAGUCCAGGAGCAGUGCUGCAGUAAUAAACUGGAGGAACACUACUGUACCAUUGGCAUUAACAUUGCCAAUGACCAUGAAGAAUGUGAGUCACAUGAUGAUAUUUCCACUUAUGAAGCCAAAUUCACUAAGAAAUGCUGUUACUGUUGCUUGCUGGGAAAGACCGCCCAAGUUCAAGGACAGAGCUGUGAGCAGAGCCAACUGAUAGGAUACCAGUGUGGGCAGGUGUUCAGAGCUUGCUGUGUCAAGGGUCAAGAAGGCACUGAAGGGUCAAUUAGCGAUGUUCCUAAAAAAGACCAAGUUAAAAUUUCUGACGAGGAAGUAGACCAAGAGGAUCCUUACCUUCAUGACCGCUGCAGAGGAGGCGGUCCCUGUACACAGCAGUGUAGGGACACAGGCUCCAGUGUUGUCUGCUCCUGCUUUGUUGGGUACCAGCUUCUGUCUGAUGGUGUCACCUGUGAAGAUACUAAUGAGUGUAUCACUGUGAUGCACAACUGUGGGAUUGGACAAACUUGUGUCAAUACAGUAGGAUCUUUCCGCUGUCAGCGUGAAACGAGCUGUGGGACUGGUUAUGAACUCACUGAAGACAACCAUUGCAAAGAUAUUGACGAAUGUGAGAGUGGUACUCAUAACUGCCUCCCCGAUUUUAUCUGUCAGAAUACUCCGGGAUCUUUCCGUUGCCGACCCAAGCUACAGUGCAUGAAUGGGUUUAUACAAGAUGCGCUAGGCAACUGUAUUGAUAUCAAUGAGUGCCUAAGCAUUAACAUGCCAUGCCCAGUUGGACAGAUGUGCAUUAACACAGAUGGCUCAUAUACCUGCCAAAGAAAUGUACCAAACUGUGGACGAGGUUAUCAUCUCAAUGAAGAAAGAACAAGAUGUGUAGAUGUGGAUGAGUGUUCGUCACCUAACCAACUAUGUGGAGAUGGACAUGUUUGUAUAAAUUCCCCUGGCAGUUACCGUUGUGACUGCAGACUUGGCUAUUAUUUUGAGGCUAUCAGUCGAACUUGUAUCGAUGUUAAUGAAUGUAGACACUACUCAGGUCGUCUCUGUGCUCACAAAUGUGAGAAUACUCCUGGAUCCUUUUACUGCAGCUGUACUGUGGGCUUCAAACUUUCCACUGGUGGCAGGUUAUGCGAAGACUUAAAUGAAUGUGAGAGCAACCCGUGUAGCCAAGAAUGUGCCAAUGUGUAUGGUUCCUAUCAAUGUUAUUGUCGUCGGGGCUAUCAACUUAGUGAUAUAGAUGGAAUCACGUGUGAAGACAUUGAUGAAUGUGCUUUACCUACUGGAGGGCACAUCUGUUCUUAUCGAUGUAGUAAUGUUCCUGGGAGCUUUCAGUGCACCUGUCCCUCUCCUGGUUAUAGAUUGGCAACCAAUGCACGAAACUGCCAAGAUAUCAAUGAGUGUGUGGCAGAAACACAUAACUGCUUAUUCAAUGAGACCUGCUUUAACAUCCAAGGCAGUUUUCGCUGUCUCUCUUUGGAAUGCCCGGAAAAUUAUCGCAAAUCAGGAGAUACAGUUGGACUUGAAAGGACAGAUACUAUUCGCUGCAUUAAGUCUUGCCGACCAAAUGAUGUCAACUGUAUGUUGGAUCCAGUCCACACAAUUUCCCACACAGUCAUUUCACUACCCACAUUCAAAGAAUUUACUAAGCCUGAAGAGAUUAUUUUCCUUCGUGCCAUAACACCUGUGCUCCUAACCAACCAGGCAGAUAUCAUAUUUGACAUAACAGAAGGAAAUCUAAGGGAUUCCUUUGAUAUCAUCAAGCGUUACAUGGAUGGCAUGACAGUGGGUGUAGUUCGUCAGGUGAAGCCCAUUGUUGGACCUUUCCAUGCCAUUCUGAAACUGGAGAUGAACUAUGUGGUGAACGGGAUUGUCUCUCAUCGUAACAUUGUCAAUGUGCACAUCUUUGUGUCUGAAUAUUGGUUUUAGUAGAGCUUUAAAAUCUGAAACAAGCAAGCCACUGCAGACUAAAUCCUUACCACAAACUAUUAUGUUAUAUACCAGUUUGUAAAACCCAAUAGUGUUGUUUUUGUUUUGUUUUUUAACAUUUGGAUUAUAGUUUAAUUAAGACAAGUACCAAGCUAUGUUGACUAGAUGUAGGAUGGAGCAAAAUAAAUGAACCUGAUUUGUGUUUAUAAAUAAGUAUGGUAUAAAAGUGCUCAUCUGCUUAGUGAAUUUAAAUUUUUCUCUAAAUAUUCAGGCAAAUCUUAACUAUUGCUCCUUUACCUGAUUGCCAGCGCUAUAAAGGACAUGGGAGAAAGGACUAGCCAUAGACCAUUGUGAUGAAUAUAUGGUACCAGUGGAGGAAAGUCCAAAAAGCAAUGAGUCAUUUUGCCUCAAACUUUUGGGUGCCCAAUUUGAAAUAUCUGAAAAGGCCUGAUUUUCAAAAAUGCCAAAAUAUCCACCCUCUGAAAAGCAGGCCCCUUUAUAUUAAUUCAAGAUGGGCACCCAAAAUCAAUUGCCACUUUUGAAAAUCUUUGCCUAAAGAUUUAAAAAAGCUGUUUGGCCACAAUUACAAGAGGAAUUGUAAAAGGAAGUAAAGAUAGCAAGAGGAACAAGUCUUUGCACCUAUCAGAUAAAACACUCAUGUUUUGUACCUCUUAUUUGACAAUAAAAUGAAGCAUGUUGGAUCCAACUUAACUAAAACCUCUAAUUGGAAUUAAUAUAUUACAAGAAUUACAGCAUAUUGCCUACACUCCAAACCAAAAUAUACUCACCAAUACAUUGGAAUUCUAGAUAAACACCUCUAGAAAGUAAAGCACAGUACAAUAUAUAUUUUUAAACUUUGUAAAGAAACUAGUAUGUUAAGCUAUAGACUUUUCUGAGCACGAGACCAAAGCAUAUGCAAUAAUAUAAUGAAACUUUCUUAAAUAAAUUAAUGUUGAAUGUAUGUUCUGGGCAUCCAAGUAAUGAAAAUAAUGUAUCUUUUUAUUACAAAAGUGAAAAUAAACAGCUCCAUGUUU
Messenger RNA from Malaclemys terrapin pileata, 3820 nucleotides. It is a transcript of the gene FBLN1, whose product is annotated as fibulin 1. The record is from RefSeq and is a predicted model, not a curated record. Lineage: Eukaryota; Metazoa; Chordata; Testudines; Emydidae. Gene Ontology annotation, cellular component: extracellular region. The transcript is spliced from 17 exons. Gene Ontology annotation, molecular function: calcium ion binding; peptidase activator activity. The coding region runs from base 681 to 2786 and encodes 701 amino acids. Gene Ontology annotation, biological process: extracellular matrix organization.